Messenger RNA from Carcharodon carcharias (great white shark), 2632 nucleotides. It is a transcript of the gene ttll2, whose product is annotated as tubulin tyrosine ligase-like family, member 2. Gene Ontology annotation, cellular component: cilium. Lineage: Eukaryota; Metazoa; Chordata; Chondrichthyes; Lamniformes; Lamnidae. The record is from RefSeq and is a predicted model, not a curated record. Gene Ontology annotation, biological process: protein polyglutamylation; microtubule cytoskeleton organization. The coding region runs from base 146 to 2074 and encodes 642 amino acids. The transcript is spliced from 3 exons. Gene Ontology annotation, molecular function: tubulin binding; tubulin-glutamic acid ligase activity.
AGCGGCCGAGGCAGGAGGGGGAUCCCGGAGAAGUCUGAAACAGGUUCUAAACUCUGCAUCUUCUGACUCAGAAUCGGAAUGACACGACUGCACCAAGGGCUCAUUCCACUGUUACUAGUGGGGGUAGUAAAAACUGCAUAGAACCAUGGAAUAUAAAUAUAGAUCAGAAGAUCUGACUAAGUCAUUGGUAUUUCGUCUCCAUGAAGGCACUCCUGAAAUUGUCCGUGAUGUUCUCCUUGAGCGUGGCUGGGUGGAAUAUGAUGAAGAAGAACAGGAUGAGAAUGACUGGAACUUAUAUUGGCGAUCUGGUUUUUCUAAUGCAGAGUAUGAAAAUAUUAUGCCUUGGCAAAGACUGAUACACUAUCCAAAAAUCUUGGGCAUAACUCGAAAGGACAAUCUUGCUCGUAAUUUAAAGCGUAUGUCGGGGAUUUAUGGCUCGACAAUAUAUAACUUUAGCCCUAUAGCUUUCAUUCUUCCCAAUGAUUACACCAAAUUUGUUGCUGAGUAUACAAAAGACAAGAAGGCAAAUGGUGGAAAGCUUGGGUACUGGAUAUGCAAGCCCGUUGAUCUGUCCCGCGGUAGGGGAAUAUUUAUAUUUCAAGAUAUUAAAGAUUUGACUUACAGCUGUUCUGUUAUAGUGCAAAAGUACAUUAGCAAUCCCCUUCUCAUUUCUGGUUACAAAUUUGAUUUACGAAUCUAUGUUUGUGUCACUAGUUUCUGUCCAUUGAUGGUUUAUAUUUACCAAGAAGGUCUGGUGAGGUUUGGGACAGAAAAGUACAGUCUUGCAUCUUUAGACAAUGUUUAUGCUCAUUUAACAAACACCAGCAUCAAUCGAUUUGGACCUUCCUACACUAUGGAUAAAGAGCGGGUUGGUUCAGGAUGCAAAUGGACAAUGAGCCAAUUCCGUACUUUUCUGCAUAGUCUUAAUAUAAAUGAACUGCUCAUGUGGCAGAGAAUAAACAAUAUUGUGACAAUGACUCUUCUCACAAUUACUCCCUCUAUUCCGUCCCCUCCUAAUUGUCUUGAACUCUUUGGUUUUGAUAUUCUAAUAGAUGAUAACAUAAAGCCUUGGCUUUUAGAAGUAAAUUAUAGUCCAGCACUAAUUGUAGACUGUAAUGCUGAUGUGAUAGUAAAGAAAGGACUAUUAUAUGAUCUAAUUGAUCUGCUGAAUUAUAAAGAGGUAGAUACAUUGCGCCAACGUGGUUACCCAAGUCCAUGGCAAUAUAAUGCACUUUCCCGGAGCCAUCCUUUCUUUUAUGUGACAAACUCCUUUAGAAAUGUAUUGCAUCUUCACUCCAACAAUUCUAAAAAAGCAUUUAUGAGCUCUUCAAAUGAGUGGUCCAGUACCCAAAACCAUUCCCUAUUAGGCUGCCAUAAAAGUUGCAGUCAAUCUAAUAUGUACAACAAUGGUGAAGACGAGGAGAUGUACUCCCAAAAAGCAGAGGAGGAAAACAAAUCUCCUAGCAUCAGCAAACAGCAAUUCUCUCACUCGCCACAUUCAACUGUGGAUAAUUCUGGGAAAAAUAUCAAAAAGGUCUCUGGUUCCACAGGUGCAGUAUCUGCCCAUUGUUCAGGCACCAAGGAAUGCACAAAGAAUGUGAAGCUUACUAAAUCACUGCCAAAGAAAACCUUGACUUCACAGUUGAGGGAAAAGAUGAACAAAAGUUACAUACGUACACAGAAUCUGGAAACAAGAACUGCACAGUUUGAUGGAUAUUUUCGUAAAAUGGGCCCUAGGUUCUCUUCACAUAACUUGCAAAGGUAUGAACUAGCAUCCUUCCCUCAGUACAGUGUUUCAGAUAUUGACAAGAAGCCCAUGAACCGCAUUGGUGACUUUAUACUAACGUUUCCAUUUAAUGAAGUGACACUGAAAGCUUCUCAGGACCCUUUAAACAUGAGGACAAUAAUGCAGGAACUGCAGAAGAUGCAGAAGAUAUUACAGGAACAAAAGAGUGCAAAAAGAAAAGGUGAGUCCCACCUGGAUGGCUCUUUUGUUAGAAAAGGAUGUUUUGGUUCUUUCCUGUGGGGGCCACGUAAUCCCCCCUUGCUUAGUGAAUACUGCUUUCAAAACUAAAUGGUUGAACUUUUGUCUUAACCCCAGUUGCUUUAAUUUUAUAAAUGAAGAUACUAAAUUCUUCACAAAUGGAAAUACAGUUUCUUGGGGGUAAUUUAUUUAUGACAUUUUUAUUUAAAAAUAAAUUUACAGGUACUGGUCUAAUUUAUUUGUGUCUGGAAACCAGAAUAAACUGUCAGGUGCUAUUGAGGCAGUUAUCAUAAGUAAUAGAAACAAAUUUUUCACACAGUAUUACAUUACAGUUGUAAACAUGAUGGCACAUGGAAACAGUAAAAAGGGUAGAUAUCAUGUGCUAUACAGUAAGUACAUGACUAGUAAGUAAAAUAACCUUAAUGUUCUACUAAUUUACAAUAGUGUGAUGCAGUACAAAUCACAGACAUUUUCUAAUUGUUAUUGUAGUGUAGUGCUUGAAAUUUUAUGCUGGAAUAAACCUUUAAUAAUCCAACCUAUUACAUGCUUCAUGGCAUUGUGUAACUUUGGCUGUAUUACUUAUUUCUUAUGGCAGCUGUAAGAUUGAGUGAUUAAUGAGUUUCAUUAAAUAAACAACACCUACUUUUA